AUGGCGAACGCGAAGCGAGAGACGAAGGCGACGGCGAAGACGGUGGACGUGGAGGUGGUCGCGGAUUCGGACGCGCGCGAACGCGCCCAGCAAGCGGUGAAAGCGCUGGAGGAAGGCACCGCGGAGGUCGUGGCGCUGGUUGGUGUUGGGUUACAGGUGAGCAAGACGGUGGCGGCGGCGGAACUGGUGAAGAGAUCGAUGCUGGGGGUGCAUCAGUGCACGACGUACGCGCCGGUGACGGUGAAGAACGCCAAAGCCACGCAGAUUCGAAUCGAAUUGGCGAUGUCGAGCUCUGUUUUGGACGUCACGUCGCCGGGUUACCAAGAACCUGGUAUGGGGACUUCUUCCCCAGCGCGGAAGCGAAAGCCGACCAUGAGCUUCAAGCGAGAGGCGACGAUGCCGAUGAAGAAGAAAAUGGCAAAAGCUUUCCACCAGGCGCAGGCGAAGAAGCAUGAAGCUAGAAGGGGUGAUGCGGGGAACAAGAAUGCGGCACCGUCUGCGUAA
Ostreococcus lucimarinus CCE9901 is the source of this 504-nucleotide messenger RNA. RefSeq lists its product with no specific name. Gene Ontology annotation, molecular function: RNA binding. The transcript has a single exon. The record is from RefSeq and is a predicted model, not a curated record. Lineage: Eukaryota; Viridiplantae; Chlorophyta; Mamiellophyceae; Mamiellales; Bathycoccaceae. Bases 1 to 504 code for a protein of 167 amino acids.